Lodderomyces beijingensis is the source of this 1803-nucleotide messenger RNA. NCBI's taxonomy places the organism in Eukaryota, Fungi, Ascomycota, Pichiomycetes, Serinales, Debaryomycetaceae. The record is from the annotation of a GenBank genome assembly.
AUGGGAAAGAGUAAGAUCAGUGUUCCACUUAUUGAAUUCUUAAAGAGUAUGUGACCCAUGCAGCUACAACAAAAGUAGAAGAACCAGACGGGUGGAAAAAGAGCUUUGUUGACUAACCAGUCGUUUCUAGAUAGGAUUUAUCUCGGAGCAUACGACUAUGCGCCAGCCGACACCAAGGAUCUAGUGUAUUUCACCGUGGAGGACGCGUUGCCCUAUAAUGCGUUCCACUUGGACUUUGGUCCUCUAAACAUAAGCAACUUGUAUCGGUUUGCAGUGGUGCUUCACAAUAUCUUGAAUGAAGACGAGAACCAGGGGAAAGGAGUUGUCUUUUACAGCAGUUCUUGCCCCAAGCAGCGCGCCAAUGCCGCGUGCUUGUUAUGCUGUUACAUGAUACUAGUGCAGUCGUGGUCGCCGCACCAAGUCUUGCAGCCGAUAGCCCAAUUUGAGCCUCCCUUUUCGAGCUUCAGAGAUGCCGGGUACUCGAGUGCCGACUACGAAAUCACCAUCCAGGACAUUGUUUACGCCAUGUGGAGAGCCAAGGAAAGAGGCAUGAUCAAUUUGACGACGUUUAAUCUUGAAGAGUACGAACAGUAUGAACGAGUCGACCAAGGCGACUUCAACGUCAUAUCCAAGGAUUUUAUUGCGUUUGCAUCUCCCGUCCAGGGGAAACGAAGCUCGAGUUUGAAUGAGCCCUUCAAAAAGGUUUUGAAUUAUUUUGUCGAGAACAAUGUGCAGCUCGUGGUGAGACUAAACUCCCACUUGUACGAUGCUCGCGAGUUCACCAAGAGGAAUAUGAAACACAUUGAUAUGAUCUUUGAAGAUGGCACUUGCCCCUCGUUGGAGUACGUGCAGAAAUUCAUUGGCGCGGCAGAAUGCAUCAUCAACAAGGGCGGCAAAAUCGCCGUGCACUGCAAAGCCGGCUUGGGCCGUACCGGCUGCUUGAUUGGAGCCCAUUUGAUCUACACGCACGGAUUCACUGCAAACGAGUGCAUAGCAUACAUGCGGAUGAUCAGACCCGGGAUGGUUGUUGGGCCGCAGCAGCAUUGGCUCUACCUCAACCAGAACUAUUUCAGGGACUGGAGACACACCAUGGUGUUGGAUAACAGACCCGAUGAAUUUAUUGGUAAUUUAUAUCCCUUGUGUGCCUACGAAGAUUUCAAGCAGAGAAUGAGAGACGCCAAGAGAGCUCAAAGGGAGCAGCAGAUGCAGCUCAUGAGCCAAGUCAAUUCCUCUAUAGCCAACGACUCUUCGUUCUCGACAACGCCAAUCAGAAGACGCAAGAUCAGUGGUGCUCUUGCCACAAAGAUUCAAACGGCAGUACCCUUGGAAUCUCCAGGUCAACCUAGAAAAUACAUCGAGGAACCAGACGAAGAAGAAGAACAACAACACGGAGGAGUAGACGAAGUAGAAGAAGAGGGAGAGGGAGAAGUGCCCAGCGUUGAAAUGGCCAAUAAUUCCGAUGACGAAAACACCAUGCACGGAAUAGUGCACAGCUCCCCUGGCAGGUUCGCCGAGAGCACACCCUAUAGAAAACUGUCCGACUGGCGCGCCCUACGCUCCUUGUCGGCAAACAUCCACCAGCAGCAACACCAUUCAACUAAAACCACCGUGGUGACAACAACGAAAACAACAAGCACGGCAAUGUCAUCGUCGCCUGGACCAGGACCGUCACCAUCCAAUGGCUUGAGAGUCUCGAAAUCGAGAUCGACAAAGCCACGAAUAGAACUGGGGUCGCACCCAUCAUACUCUGGCCGUCGAGUCAACUCGGGGGGAGUCAGAAAAUUGAGCGGCAAGAAAGUAUAG